Molecule: messenger RNA, 5876 nt
Organism: Apis laboriosa (Himalayan honeybee)
Lineage: Eukaryota; Metazoa; Arthropoda; Insecta; Hymenoptera; Apidae
Gene: p130CAS
Product: breast cancer anti-estrogen resistance protein 1
Exons: 9
Coding region: 344-2407 (687 amino acids)
Biological process (GO): cell surface receptor protein tyrosine kinase signaling pathway; cell migration
Cellular component (GO): plasma membrane; cytoplasm
Molecular function (GO): protein binding
Source: RefSeq, a predicted model, not a curated record
GUAGUGGAAGGAAGUGUUCUUUCGCUUCGGCGCUUAAUUUUGUCGCGGAAAAAAUCAAUGGUAUUUUCAUAAACGACGAACGCUAAAACGAUCAGUUUAUUUUAUCGAAGAAAUCGUAAAGACCGUCAGGUGAUAAUUAAGUAGUGCAUUAACAUAUAUAUAUAUAUAUAUAUAAAUUGGUCAGUGAUAAACGAUUAGUGUCGAAUCGCUCGUGAUCGAUUCCUUGUGUAUAUUUUGUCAAGGUGUUUUCUACCGUUCUUUGAUCCGGAUAUUAUGCUACCGAUCGCGUGUGCUGCAAGAUCGUUUUGACUCGAGGGGCAGUCGACCAUAGAUCACCGACAAAAUGUUACCACAGACCCCUGACAUCAUUCCUACGACUUUAAAUCAGCAAAAAUGUGUGAAAGCGCGGGCUCUGUACGACAAUAUAGCGGAAGCUCCGGACGAGCUUGCUUUCCGAAAGGGCGACGUUCUUACGGUGCUGGAACAAAACACCGCUGGCCUCGAGGGUUGGUGGCUGUGCGCUCUGCGGGGUAGACAGGGCAUCUGUCCAGGAAAUCGAUUGAGACUUCUGGUCGGCCAAUAUGAUACAGGGGGUUGUUUGGUUGGCAGCAGGCCUGACCUAACCAUUUCCGAAGACGGCAUACAGAGGCAUGGAAAACGGCGUAGCUGGCACGUUCAACCGAACAGGGUGGUGACGCCACAGAAAUGCGGCGACGUGUACCUUUACGAUCUUCCAGCGAGCCGAGGAAGUCCUGCUCCACCCUCCAGGCACGAUUCACCCUUGAACUCGAAUAACGAGCAUUUACACAACUCAGGCCGAUACACGACGAGCAGCAGGAAUUCCGUGGACAACGGUGGCGACGUGAGCGAUUGUUACGACGUGCCACCACGAGCCAUCCCCGUGAUUCCAUCGCCUGCGAGCAGUCCGAGCCCUGCACCUUCGUGCUACGACAUCCCAAGGCCGCCUACCUCCUGCACGCCGAUCUCGAACUGCUCAGGAGGAUCGGGCGUGACGCCUCUCGAUUGCUACGACGUGCCCAGGCCUCUGCAACCCCUCACCCCAAGCAGCUCGGCGUCCAGUCUCACCAACGAUGGAUCCCUCAGCGGAUCGAAUCGAUCCAGCUUGGCUGCUCCGGAUUACGAUGUACCUAGAUCGCGUCUUCCAGCAUCCUCGUUACCGUCCCGGCACAAUACGCCCGUGCCCAAAACACCUACACCUCCGCCCCCGCCGCAAACCCAGCAGAUCUACGACGUUCCAGUCAGCAAGGAGCUUCCUCUGGAGCUGGACUCCGCUUUGGAAGGUCUACAAAGGCUGCAGAGCGAGGCGUCCGCCGCGAUAGCGAGGCUAUUAGGAUUCGUCAGCCCCGUAUGGAGAACGCCUCAGCGAUUAGACGCCACGUUGAUGGAUCUUAGGCUCGCCGCCCUCAGACUCAGAACGUCUUUGCACGAUCUGGCUGAAUUUGCCGAAGGCACACUUGGGAAUGCGGGGAAAGCGCCGGACAAGGGAUUGGCCACGAAACUGCGGCCCCUGGUCAAGGCUCUCCGCGACUCCGACAAGCUCGUGCAGGAAGCGGCCACCGAGCUCGACGCGAUGGAAUGGGACGCGAGCAAGCUGUGUCGCGGGGGUGGCGAUGCCCCGACGCCGACUAACGGCCCACCUUCCACCAUUUUGCCACCGGCGCAACCGGAUCCGCUCGAUCAGCUGAUCGCGUGCGCCCGGGCGCUCACGGAAGACGUUCGUCAGGUCGCCAGUUUCAUUCAGGGUAAUUCGACGCUUCUCUUCAAACGGUCGUCGAUCAUCUCUACCGGGAGCAGUAACAAUAGCGGGGCAGGGGAGGAUUACGAUUACGUGAAUCUGGACUCGAGAGAGGUGGUGGCGAAGCAACGCGAGGAGGUGAGGGCGUCCCUGCCCCAGGAGCUUCGCAGCAAUUACGAUCUGCUGGUAUCCGAAUCGGACAAUGCCACGAUUCAAAUGCCACCCACGACACCGACACCCAUGGACCCAAACGACAAACAAUUGUUGGCCUUCUACGCCGCCCAGGUGAUCACGCAUGGCAAUCACCUGACUCACGCGAUUGACGCCUUCAUGCAGACGGUCGAGCACAACCAGCCACCAAAGGUAUUCCUAGCGCAUGGAAAGUUCGUGGUGCUGAGCGCUCAUAGAUUGGUGCACAUCGGUGACACGGUGCACAGAAACGUUAUUAGGAACGACGUGAAAACACGCGUGCUAGAAUGCGCAAACGCGUUGAACGAAGCGUUGAAACAGACGGUGUCGAAGACGAAACAGGCAGCCCAAUUCUUUCCAAGCGUAUCCGCCGUUCAAGAAAUGGUCGACAGUGUUGUGGACGUCUCCCACUUGGCCAAGGAUUUGAAGGUCGCGAUAAUUAACGGGGCGCAACAACCUUGAGCAUCCAAAGAUCAGGUCCUAAUCUCUGACAUAAACGAGGGGAAAGGAAAGAAAGAGGAACAAAUUUGGAUAUAUGCGAGCUGAAAAAGGAUUUGUCGUUUUUAUUUUGGAAAAGAAGCUACGUUGAAUUCACGACACCUCUAACAAGUUCCUUGGAUUGACUGACAAUCCUAAUGAUCAAACAGUUACUAUUCAUUAGGAACGUAUACGAACUGUAGUAGGAAUGAUAAAAAAAAAAAAAAAAAGGAAUAAAAAAUUUAUGUCAUAGAUUAUGUAUUCAUUACCGAUUUGGUAGAGAAGAACAACUCAUCCGUUAGGAUAUCGCGAUGCUUAAUCAUCCAAUCAAAAAGAGAGAUAGAAUCGUGAAGAAAUAACGAAGAAUGAAGUGACUAAAUGACGGUAAAAAUUACAAUUCAAAAAUUGAUAGAUUUUCUUGAAUAAAUAUGAUGAAUGUAGAUUAAAAAAAUCCAAAAUCUAUUUUGGUUUGGAUGAUUACAAAGUAGAUCUGUGAGAGUAGAAAUAUGAAUUAUUGAUUGUUAAAUCAACUGGACCAGGAAAGAAAACGCCAAUUUGCUUUUUCGCUCGACUAGAAAUUACAUUCUUCCCUCUUGUUUGCAAUAAAGAGUUCUCGAGGCCUAUCGUUACUUAGAUGUACGCAACUGCCAAAGCCACAGGUAUAUAGAACGUAAGGGAAAGCUCCUUUAAAAUGAGCGUAUGUUUCUAAUGUACUCGAGAAUAUAGAGAUCGUAGACUUUUCUAGAAAACCAUGUAAUCGUGUCGUACAUUAGCUAGAGGUGUGGAAUUAAUUAAACGACGUAAAAGAUCGAUAGUAUGUGUAGAAUGCGUUCGAAAUGAUUCUCGAAACGUGUAUUGUUUGCUUGAAAACGAGAUUUAUUUCGAACUUGAUACGCAGUUGUCGUUGCCAGCGUGUUAAUUAUUGUUCUAGGUGUGUAUCAUGUGACGAAAACUUAAAAAUAAGCAAAAUAUGAAACAUUUUCAUUUGCAAGUAUGUUUACGAUAUAUUAUACUGCAACGAAAAUAUUGAUUAAUUUUAAUAAGAUUAUAUAAAAUAAAAAAGAAAACGCAAUAGCCUAAUGUUUCUUGCAAAAUGAACUGCACAAGGGAUUUUUUUAUAUAUAAGAAUACUUCGUAACAGCAACGUUUAUGGCAUUAACCUUUGUACCGAAAAAUUCGAAUGCAAAAACGCUGUCUUUUUAGAGGCCAAUUUUAAACGAAUUUUAUACAAUUUUACCGCCAUGGCGCGACUUUUUUGCGUCAUAUCUUUUUAUGGGCCUUUCGAUGUAUUUGAUCAAUCGCAAACGCACAGUAAAGAGACUGCAAAAAAAAAGCAUCAGAUUUGUAAACCGUUUACAAUCAUUCCAAUAAUUUAAUUCGAUUAAAAGACGUGUUCCCUUUACAGGAGCGAUACGAAAAUAAUAACUUGGAAACAAUACGAAACGAAUACGCCUUAUAUACGAUAAAUUUAUCGAUUAUCGUUGGCUAACGAUUAUAAAACUCCUACCGAUUAUAAAACUUUCAUUGCGAUCGCAACGUUUCCUUAUCGUAGAGGUUAGUUUUAGAUUAUUUUGACGUACGCUUUAAAACUUUUAUAAUCGGCAGGAUUGCGAUUUUUAUUAAAAGAAAAUACAUAUUUAAAAAACUAAGAAUUUUUUUUUAAAUUUAAUAAUUUACACAAACAAAUUGUAUUCUUCGAUUAUCCAUAAAAUUACAAUCUUACGUUUUAUGAAAGGUAAUCGACAACCGCAAAUUUAUAACACAGCUUUAAGAUCCAUCAUUUAAAGUAUUUACUUUAUUAUCUUUCAAAAUGCAAUUUUUUUUUGUGUCUUCUUUUUUAGAGGAAAAGAAAAAAAGAAGUCGUUAAAGUAAGGUAUCAAAAUGUUAAGAAAUAAGUUAAGACGAUCAUUCAACAUUUAAAGAGUAUUUACCACGAUAUAGCUUAUAGUUUAUUUUUUAAAGAUUAUAUAAUUGAAGCAUAUCUUGUAAAGUUCAUUUACAAGAAUUGUAUAAUUUAUUGGCGGAGCGUUUUUGUAAGAUAAAAUGCAAUUUUCAAAUUAUUAUACUUUACUGUAUAUUUAGAAUUUAUAUAUAGGUGAUAUCAAUAGGUGCUUAUCACAUUCUCAUUGAAAAUCAUAUUCCAAUUAAUUGCGACGUGCUAUUAGGUGGAAUGAUUUUUUUUUUUCUUUUUUAUAUCAAGAAAAAAAAGAAAAUGUGAAAUGCAUGAAUUAUAUAUAUUGCCUUUGUACUAUCAUAUCAUUUCGUUUGAUCGCACAUCGUACCUGGAAUUUUGUUAUAUUGAAAUAAUUUUACAAUCGGAGAAUGUUUUUAAAAUUCUGAAAAUUUAUAAAUGAAGUUUUUUAUCAGUAAGAAUUCCCAAUUAGAAUUUAAAUAUUGAUGGUUCGUUAAUUCUAAUUGAUUUACAUUGAAAACUUACAUAAAUUGCAUAAUAAACUAUUAGAAAUUUUUAUCAGGUACAUUGAUUACGAAAUUAAAAAAUUAAUCAAUCUAUGACUUUCAAAUUAGUCCUUUGAACUUGAAAAUAGUUUGUUACUUCAAGGACAUUUAAUAUGUACAUAAGUAUAUUUAUAUACAUAUAUAUGUAUAUUAUAAUUAUUCCUAUUACGAUGUAUACACAAAUACAGUAAUCAACGCAGCAGUGACGAAAGAAAUGAAAUAUUUAAAAAUUUUUGUGCAAUUAUAAAACUUUAAUUUUUAAGUAUUUGAUCAUACUCAAGAGGAUACAUAAAGUAUUUACAGAUAGAAAAAAUGAUUAGAAUCAUAAUUUUAAUAAUACAAAUACAUUUUAAAUAAUACAAAUACAAAGACCAGAUAAUGAAUGAAUAUUGAAAAAGAAAAUUUUUCUUUAAAAAGUUAUAUCAUCUUGCAUUUGAUUUGCUUAGUGAAAUCUGGGUGAUAAUUUUGUAUACUGACGCGUUACUUGUAUAUUAUAGUUUCAAAAUGAUUCAAUAAAGAUUAAUUGAAUACAGGUAGAAAAUGAUAAACCUUUCAUCAUCUCUGCUCAUCAUCUUUAUUAUUAUAUUAAGAUUCAUAGGUCUUAAAUAACAUAGUAUAUCAAUUAACUACACGCAAUGUUACAUUUAUUAGAAACUUUUUAACUCAAUUUGCAUUGAAGUACAUACAUUAUUUAGAAGUCUCUCUCCUAUUCCCUGUAUAAUUAUUAACAAGUACACCUUCUUGUAAUAACAUAUAAAACAUUUCAUAUGUCUUAGGUAAGGCUUGAAUGAACACAAAUAUCCUAAGUGUUUGCAAAAUUUUAAGUGAUAAUAUGUAUAUUAAAUAUUCAAGCCAUGAUGCUUGACUUAUCAAUAUUUCAUAUUUUUCGUGAAAAUUCAUUUAUGAAAAAUACAUAUUGUAUGAUUAAAUUCAGUAUGGAAUUAAUGAUGCAAAAAAUCAUCAACAACCUAAUAAUUAUAGAUGAAUAUCUCAAUCU